This is a messenger RNA of Periophthalmus magnuspinnatus, 508 nucleotides long. RefSeq names its product troponin I type 1b (skeletal, slow) (gene tnni1b). Gene Ontology annotation, biological process: muscle contraction. The coding region runs from base 1 to 498 and encodes 165 amino acids. The record is from RefSeq and is a predicted model, not a curated record. The transcript has 4 exons. Lineage: Eukaryota; Metazoa; Chordata; Actinopteri; Gobiiformes; Gobiidae. Gene Ontology annotation, cellular component: troponin complex.
AUGGUGCUAAAAGCCAAAGAGGAGCUGGAGCAGGAGCUACUGGAAAAAGAGGAACAAAAGGCCAGAUAUCUGGAUGAAAAGGCUCCUCCCAUACAAACCAACAGCAUGUCCCUGCAGGAACUCAAGGCCCUGUGUGAAGAGCUGCACACCAAAAUUGAUGUAGUAGACGAGGAGCGGUAUGACAUUGAAGCCAAGGUUUUGCACAACACCAGAGAGAUCAAAGACCUGAAUAUCAAGGUGCUGGACCUGCGAGGGAAGUUUAAGAGGCCAAACCUGAGGAGAGUGAGGGUCUCAGCUGAUGCCAUUUUGCGCUCCUUACUGGGGUCGAAACACAAAGUCUCCUUGGAUCUCCGAGCAAAUCUGAAAUCUGUAAAGAAAGAAGACACAGAGAAGGAGAAAACUGUGGAGGUUAGCGACUGGAGGAAGAAUGUGGAGGCCAUGUCUGGCAUGGAGGGCCGCAAGAAGAUGUUUGAUGCAGCAAAGGGAGCCAACCAAUAAAGAUGUUUUU